This is a messenger RNA of Lasiosphaeria miniovina, 2751 nucleotides long. Its product is annotated as chloride channel. Bases 1 to 2751 code for a protein of 916 amino acids. Gene Ontology annotation, molecular function: voltage-gated chloride channel activity. Gene Ontology annotation, biological process: transmembrane transport; chloride transport. Gene Ontology annotation, cellular component: plasma membrane; early endosome; Golgi apparatus. Lineage: Eukaryota; Fungi; Ascomycota; Sordariomycetes; Sordariales; Lasiosphaeriaceae. The transcript is spliced from 6 exons. The record is from RefSeq and is a predicted model, not a curated record.
AUGGCAGCAAGGAGGCACGCGCCCCGCCUCGACCCCCGUGACGCUGCCGCACCAGUCAGCCAGGACGUUGAGGCAGGCUCCUCUGCUGACCUUCGCGGAGCUUACUACUCUCUUCCAUCCUCUCCCGUCAACAGCAGACGCCCAGCACCCCCGUCAAAUGAAAGCAGCAGUAGGACCAGACUCGGCAACAUGAGCCAGAGCCACAGCCACAGCCGGAGCCGGAGACCCUCCAACCCAGACGCCCCAGACGAGCGGUCGCCGCUCUUGACCGUGUCGUCUCGCUCACGGAUCCGCAACCAAAGCGCUCAUGGCUCGCCCCGGGCUCCACUCCUUUCGAGGAACCAGAGCUAUGUCGAUAGCAUCAGAAGUUUCCGCCACCACAACCGCGCCAACUCAUGGGGCCAGCGUCUGAUCCACGCCCUCGCCGACCGCCAGGACUCGUCCAUGGCCGAGUCCAAGGGCUCCAUCUUCCCCGACGACCGCGUGUGGUACGAUCAGUUCACGUCGACCGACUGGGUCCACGACGGUAUCGCCGACGCAUACCGCGUCAAGGCGUUGCGGAGCCGCAAGGACUUCUGGGGCCGAGUCUAUGUCCUGUUUGACGGCGCCCAGGGCUGGAUCCUGAGCGCCCUCGUCGGCUUUAUUAUUGCCGUCCUUGCCUACAUCAUCAAUGUCAGCGAGGCCACCGCCUUCGACUUCAAGGAGGGAUACUGUGCCAGGGUCUGGUAUCUCAGCGAGAAGAAGUGCUGCCCCCACGGCCGCUGCACCGACUGGCACGACUGGGCCGAGGUCCUCAAUGGUUAUCCCUUCGGUCAGAAGUGGACCGAGUACGCGGUCUAUGUGGGCUGCGUCAUUGGCUUGGCCGCCCUCUCGUGCCUGCUCACCCUGACGACCAAGACGGUCGUGCCGUCGGCCUACCGCUUGUCGACUCUAGAUGAGAACCUGGCCGCUGAGUCGGUGCUCGUGGCGCCUGAGAAUGACGCUUACGAGCCCAGCAUCAGCCCCCAGCACGUCGUCGAGGAGCCCGGGUCGCCUCCAAUGAUCUACUACUCGGCCGCUGGUAGCGGCGUUGCCGAGGUGAGGGUCAUUUUGAGCGGCUUCGUGCUCCAUGGUUUCUUGGGCCUCAAGACACUCAUCAUCAAGUCUGCCGGCCUGGUUCUGAGUGUCGCUUCCGGCCUCAGCCUGGGCAAGGAGGGCCCCUACGUCCACAUUGCGACGUGCGUUGGCAACAUUGCCUGCCGUCUCUUCUCAAAGUACGACCGCAAUGAUGCGAAGCGCCGUGAGGUUCUCUCGGCAGCUGCCGCCGCCGGUGUUGCCGUGGCUUUUGGCGCUCCUCUGGGAGGCGUGCUGUUUGGCCUCGAGGAAGUUGCUUACUUCUUUCCAGCCAAGACGCUGUUCCGUACCUUUUUCUGCUGUAUCACCGCCGCGCUAACGCUGAAAUUCUUGAAUCCGUAUGGAACCCACAAGAUUGUCAUGUUUGAGGUCCGGUACCCCCUUGACUGGGAGUACUUUGAGCUUGGCGGGUUCAUUCUGGUCGGAGUGCUCGGCGGCACGGCCGGUGCUUUGUUUAUCAAGGCCUCGCGCCGCUGGGCCAAGACGUUCCGUCGGAUCCCGACCAUCAAGGCCUACCCCAUGCUAGAGGUUGUCUUUGUCGCUCUCGUGACGGGCCUUGUUGGAUACUGGAAUGUAUUGACCAAGCUACCCGUUGCGAAGCUGCUGUACAACCUGGCUGCGCCCUGCGAUGACCGGGAUAACAACCUGGAAAAUCUGGGUCUUUGCCCCGAGGAACUCGACGACAUACCUCCCAUCAUCCUCAACCUUCUGAUGGCAUUCCUCAUCAAAGGGCUGCUGACAAUUGUCACGUUUGGAAUCAAAGUUCCAGCGGGAAUUUAUGUACCGUCCAUGGUCGUCGGCGGCCUCAUGGGUCGUUUGAUAGGACAUGUUGUGCAGUGGAUGGUCAUGGCUUUCCCAAGCUAUGGGGUCUGGAGCUCUUGUGCCAAGUUGCCCGGGACAUGUAUACAGCCUGGCGUGUACGGUCUCGUCGCUGCCGGCUCUACCAUGUGCGGCGUCACUCGCCUCUCAGUCACCCUUGCGGUCAUUCUUUUCGAGCUUACCGGGAACCUGGAUUAUGUCUUGCCGUUCUCAUUGGCUAUCUUGGUUGCAAAAUGGACAGCCGAUGCCAUCGAGCCUCACAGCAUCUACGAUCUCCUUACGGAAAUGAACUCGUAUCCAUUCUUGAGCAAUAAACACAAGCCCAUCUUCACCUCUGAUCUGGCUGAUAUCGUGCCAAGAGUCCGCAAGGGGAGGAUCAUCGACAUAACCAACUCGCCUGUAGUCCCGGCAGUCAGCCUGCGAACCAAGCUUGAACUCCUGCAUAAGGCUGGCGAGCUUGAUGGCGGUCUGCCGAUCGUCCGAGAUGGCUUUCUUGUCGGUCUGAUUCCUGCGCCUGAUCUCGAGUUUGCGCUGGACAACCUCGUCGACGAGGCUUCCAGUCUUUGCCUGAUGGCACACGUCCCCAGGAUAGACGACUCGGAUGAUGGGCUUCCUGACCCGACUGAUUUCACGCCCUUCAUUGACCCUGCACCCGUUGCGCUGGAUAUUCGAUCGCCAAUGGAUCUCGUGUACGAGUGCUUUGUCAAGCUGGGGUUGCGGUACAUUUGCAUCCUGCGCGACGGCCGGUAUGCCGGCAUGACACACAAGAAGACUUUUGUCAAAUACAUUCGCGAACUAGAAAAAGAGCAGAGAACGUGA